Messenger RNA from Scaptodrosophila lebanonensis, 2335 nucleotides. RefSeq names its product chromatin assembly factor 1 subunit B (gene Caf1-105). Gene Ontology annotation, cellular component: CAF-1 complex; nucleus. Gene Ontology annotation, molecular function: protein binding. Gene Ontology annotation, biological process: nucleosome assembly; DNA replication-dependent chromatin assembly. NCBI's taxonomy places the organism in Eukaryota, Metazoa, Arthropoda, Insecta, Diptera, Drosophilidae. Bases 92 to 2236 code for a protein of 714 amino acids. The record is from RefSeq and is a predicted model, not a curated record. The transcript has 2 exons.
GCAUCACUAGCUACAUUUGGGCGCGAAUACGCUAUAUAGCUAUUUAGGACUCCCGGAAAAUACAGAUAUAUUAUUAAAGCAAGGUCCAAUAAUGAAGUGUAAAAUUCCUGAAAUAUCGUGGCACAACCGUGAUCCUGUUCUGAGCGUAGAUAUUCAAUUGGCAACCGUUGGGCUUCAGGAGCCAACAAUUUGUCGGUUAGCAUCGGGCGGCACAGACACCCAUGUACUGAUUUGGUACGUGAAUCGCAGUGCGGAUGGUGAGGGAGUUGACUUGGAGCUGGCGGCGGACUUGGCACGACACCAGCGUGCCGUGAACACGGUGCGUUGGUCCCCCAAUGGAGAACUUCUGGCAUCCGGUGACGAUGACAGUGUAGUAUUUAUUUGGAAGCAAAAGGCAGAGCAUGAAGUGUUAAGCAUUGUAGAUGCGGAUGGACAGAGCGGGCAUGACAAGGAGGUAUGGAUAGCACAAAAGGUGCUGCGUGGUCAUCGGGAGGAUAUUUAUGAUCUCAGCUGGGCGCCAAACUCGCAGUUUCUGGUGACUGGGUCAGUGGAUAACACAGCUAUGUUGUGGGACGUCCAUAAGGGCAAGUCAAUGAAUAUUCUUGAUGAUCACAAAGGCUAUGUUCAAGGUGUGGCAUGGGACCCGUGUAAUCAGUUUAUUGCCACAAUGAGCACAGACAGGCAUUUGCGUAUUUUCGAUGCCAAUACUAAAAAGGUACUUCAUCGCGUCAGCAAGGCGACACUGCCUGUGAAGGAGGACCAUGAGCUCUAUGGUAAAAGCGUUCGCCUGUUUCACGAUGGCACGUUGCAAACAUUUUUCCGUCGUCUCUGCUUUACACCGGAUGGGAAGCUCCUUCUCACGCCUUCGGGCAUUACAGAUUACGACGGUGUUGUGAAACCCAUAAAUACGACUUAUGGCUUCAGUCGCUAUAACUUAAGCCAGCCGUCAUUUGUACUGCCCUUCCCCAAUGAAUACACCGUGGCUGUUCGUUGCUCUCCAGUUUUGUACAGUCUGCGACCUUACAAUGCCGAAAAGAAUCCGCCAAUGAUAAAGCUGCCCUAUCGCAUUAUUUACGCUGUAGCCACUAAGAGUUCGGUUUUCUUCUAUGACACCCAGCAGGCCGUACCAUUUGCAAUUGUCUCGAACAUACACUACACAAGACUGACCGAUGUCACGUGGUCCAGUGAUGGUAAUGUGCUGGUGGUUUCCAGCACAGACGGGUUCUGCUCCUUGUUGACUUUUGAGGCCAGUGAACUGGGGGAGCGCUAUGAGGGAAUGGACACAGUGUUGAGCGCUGUUGCACAGCUUUCAGAAAAUGCGCCCCAAACAAACAAGAAAUCAAAAAAACAGAAGACACGUAAGCCGUCAUCGGAUGAAAUAGGCGUACGUCGGCCGCUACACGAGAAGCAAAAAUCAAACACAGUGGAGAUCAUAACGUCUUCUUCUACCAACCCGACUAUUCAAAAAUCAGAUAAACCCACGCCCAUAGCAAUCCGCCACUCACCGCGCAAAGUUACUCCUAUGAUAGGAAAGACCACUGAAUGUGCGGAAUCAACAUCCGCCGUCACUUGCAACAAGGGACCAACGCCGAUUGCAAUCAAACGAAAAGCAAACUUAGAAGCGGAGUCUCUGCAAGGUAAACCAAAACAACCAGCCAAUUUACUGCCCAUAUCACUACCUCUGCCUGUAGAGAUUGUCAUGUCUAAAGAAAUUAUCAGUUCCGAGGAGAAGUUCGAGUCACCGGAAAAAAAGUGUCGUCCCGUUACUCCCAUUCAAGUUCGCCGACAGCCACGUACACCAGGAAGCAGUAGCAACAAUACACAUACACCCAAGUCACAGUCUGCCAAACAUGCCACGCCGAUCGCUGUGCGACGCACGCCACGGGUACUCAUUGAAACGCCAAUGCCAGUAAACUCGCCAGUUGUGGUGGAGGAGGCCAUGGAUGCCUGGCCACUAGAGGACGGAGUUACACCAAUACCAACCACGUUGAAGCUUAAAACACCGGUUAAAGAAAUCCCUAAUGUGUCAACGCCCCCGCCAGAAUUGACACUCAAUGAAAUCUCCAGCGAUCGUACCGAAGACAUUCGCUUGGUCUAUGAAGAUACACAGGACGAUGAGUCGGCGGUUGUCGAGGCGGCUAAGCCCACGACGCCAAAGCAUCAGACCAGAACACCACGGCGAGUUUCAUUGCGAACUAUUUCGACGCCCAAGUCGAAAAAGAAACUGUUAGAAUAAAAGUGUUUGCAAUAGCCACCCUAAUUUAACCUAUAAUAAAAAAUAUGAAACUUUUAAAAUAGCAUUAAAAUAUUCUGCUAUUAAUCUAUCCAAAUAAAG